UCGGUUCUGGGAAACUUCCACGCACGGUCAACUUUUCCCUGAACGACACAUCUGAUCUACGUCCCUCACUGGUAGUCUCUGUAUUAGUGCUAGCAGUCCUUCGUUGGAAAAAACCUCGUUCGUAUCACUAUUCCGACAAUGACGACGCCAUCGCUGGUACAACGCAGUCGUCGACCGCAUUGGACCCGCGUAGCGGCCCUGUUGGUGAGCAGCCAUGGUGCGUGGGCCUCGAAGCUUCCUCCUUUGGCGCGUCCCUCCGUCAGUCAUACGAUCGACGACGACGCGAUGGAAACGUACGGUAUGGAAGAACUGUACGCGAUUGUCGACGAGUCGUACAGUGACCAGAAGGACCGGUCGCCGCAAUCCCAGACCAUUCUGGCGUCGUCGCGCACUAGCCAGAGUAACUACGAUAGCGUCGACAACGAGGGGUACAAAUCACAAGAGGAAUGGUGGAAAGAUCCUUUAGCACUCUUUGACGAAGACGAGGAAGAGAACGACGGGUACGAGCAAGGACGGUCCGCGGGGGAGGAGUUGCAAAUGAUUUCCGAAGACAAGGAUGGUGUCCCACACGAGAACAAGGUGGGACAAGAACAUCAAAGAGUUCCUCUCGAAGAGCUUUUUCCGAAUUUCGAGAAAACAGACGGCGCCGAUCCAGCGGCCUCGAGUCGGAGCGAAAAACCGUCCGCAAGAAAGUCAACGCGCCAGAUCCGUUCCGCAUCCGGUAAGGGAGUUGUCAAAGUGCCUCCCCGUCGUGGAAGCACUGCCAUUUCGACGGAUUGGAUCAAAACUUUACCCAUGUUGACACCAACGCUCCUGCCCAAACUGCAGCAAGUCCUAGUGCACCUUCCGGCUGCCAAAGUAAUGGCCGCACUAGCACUGGGUACGGGCUUGACGCAGUUGCUCAACGCGGCUCCCAAAUGGGCUGAGAACGGCAAGAAAAGACUCGACGAGGCUGCCGCUUCCAAGAAUAAGAACAAAAAGAAAAUUGACAGCAACGAUAAUGUUGACGAUGCGGAACAAGAAGCGGUCAUCGAACCAGACGAAAUGGUCACUGAACGGGAGGCGGCUGCGCGCGCGAAACAACGACGCCGUCGUCAAGCGGCCGCCGCCACGUCUGCCAAGAAUUCAAACCUGGCGCUGAAGGCUGGUAAGGGCAAUUCCGGUGGGGGCUGGAUGUCGGGCUGGCGGGCCAAAAUGAGUAAGACGGAUAGCCGUGGCCAGCGUAUUCCAUCCGCCCACAAGUUACUCGAACAAGUCCAGGAGCUGCAACGUCUUUUGGAGACUGCCGCAGCGGACAAGACUAACGCGGAACGCGAGUACGAAAAAGCCUCCUGGCAACUACAAGAGUCGGUGUCGGAAUUGAGUGCGGUCAAGUCCACGACCCGGUACUUGCAAAGCCAACUCAAGGAAAACGAAGAAAUGUUAGCUCGCGUUGUCCAGACGGAACGCCUCAAGGCGAAGGAAGAAUUGGUGCGGAUGAAAGAAGCCAUGGUACUGGUGGUGGAACGCGAACGGGAAGCCAUGCGGGAUGAAUUCAUGAAACAGGCGGCUGAGUUGCAGACCCUGUGGAAAAGAGAACAGCACCGUCACCGGCAGCAGGCUGCCAAGCGUCCACCGUCACGGCGCAGCAGUGCCGCCGCACCCGUGCGGUCGUAGCACACUCCGUGAAAUUUAUCUCGCUUAAAAGUCCGAUUCCGUCUCGUACAAACAUACUCGCGUAACACCUAUCUGGAAUCUGUUCGUUGUCAAGUCUGUCGCCUACACCACGUCCAUACCGUAUACACGUAAACUAAGGUCCUGACCGCUGUGUCCAUUACAUUCU
Molecule: messenger RNA, 1822 nt
Organism: Phaeodactylum tricornutum CCAP 1055/1
Lineage: Eukaryota; Bacillariophyta; Bacillariophyceae; Surirellales; Neidiaceae
Exons: 1
Coding region: 139-1656 (505 amino acids)
Source: RefSeq, a predicted model, not a curated record